Messenger RNA from Tachysurus fulvidraco (yellow catfish), 6380 nucleotides. It is a transcript of the gene lingo1a, whose product is annotated as leucine rich repeat and Ig domain containing 1a. The transcript has 4 exons. NCBI's taxonomy places the organism in Eukaryota, Metazoa, Chordata, Actinopteri, Siluriformes, Bagridae. The coding region runs from base 522 to 2369 and encodes 615 amino acids. Gene Ontology annotation, molecular function: protein binding. Gene Ontology annotation, cellular component: extracellular region. The record is from RefSeq and is a predicted model, not a curated record.
CUCUCUCACUCUGCCUCUCCCCGUACUGACUACAUGCUGUAUGUGUGUCAGUUUGUGCACGUUUUGCUUGCUUUAUGUUGCCUGCUCACACCAACUGGAUUUCUGAAAUGUGUGGACACAGAUAACAACCAUCUUGUAUUACUUUCUCGAUUUAUAUAUCUGUUUAUCAGUGAUUACGUCUAUGACCUGGCAGAUUUUGCUCUAAUGGCAUCUCCAGUCAUAUUGCUGCUUGCCGGAUUUAAGUAGCCCGCUUGGAUACAGAAGCACAUCAAUACCAACAGCUCUGCAGUAGUUGCUGAUUGUUGUACAACAUUGUUUGAAGAAGCCUAAUGUACUGAGCAUUUGAGUACACUUCAUCUCGCUCCAUGCUGCAGUACAGUGAGCCGGUGUGUGCAGUACUGAGGAUGCAGAAAGGAAGGGGCAUGUGGAGACCAGACAAAAAGCUUUUAUCUCACCUGGCCUGCACUCAGUAAAUCAUCUUUCAUCCUCUACUGCAGCAUUCGUUGUCUGUAACCGGUAGGAUGGUGGCAGUGGAAGUAAGUGGGCACAGCUACCUGGUGGCAUGCUGGCAGCCCAUCCUAAUUCUAAUGCUUGCCACUGUGCUCUCUGGAUCUACCACCGGCUGCCCAUCCCGGUGUGAAUGCAAUGCCCAGGAGCGUGCUGUUGUGUGCCACCGCAAAAAGUUGAUGUCAAUUCCUGAGGGUAUUCCAUCUGAGACAAGAUUCCUAGACCUCAGUAAGAACCGCAUUAAAACAAUUAACCCAGACGAGUUCUCUGGGUUUCCCAACUUGGAGGAGCUGGAGUUGAAUGAAAACACCAUAUCCACUAUUGAACCUGGGGCCUUUAACAACCUGUAUGGACUUCGGACUCUUGGGCUGCGCAGCAAUAAGCUUAAACUUAUUCAACUAGGUGUAUUCACUGGCCUCAGUAACCUUACCAAGCUUGAUAUCAGUGAGAAUAAAAUAGUUAUCCUGCUAGAUUACAUGUUCCAGGAUCUCUACAACCUACACUCUCUGGAAGUGGGUGACAAUGAUCUGGUGUUUAUAGCCCACCGAGCAUUCCAUGGCCUCGACAGCCUGGAACAUCUGACACUGGAAAAGUGCAACCUUACCUUUGUUCCCACAGAGGCCUUCACUCAUUUGCAUAGCCUCAACACUUUGUGUCUGCGCAACCUCAACAUUAACAGCAUCAGAGAUUAUUCCUUCAAACGCCUUUCCCGUCUGAAAGUUCUGGAGAUCGCUAAUUGGCCAUACCUGGACACGAUGACUACUAACUGUUUGUACGGUUUGAAUCUUACAUCCUUAUCAAUCACCAAUGCCAAUUUAACUUCGAUCCCAUACGUGGCGCUCCGGCACCUGGUUUACCUACGAUUCUUAAAUAUGUCUUACAACCCCAUUGCAGUCAUUGAAGGGAACAAGCUUCAUGACCUGCUCAGACUUCAGGAGUUUCACUUGGUCGGUGGAAGACUGGCCAUAAUAGAGCCAUACUCAUUUAGAGGUCUCAACUAUCUAAAGAUCCUGAAUGUGUCAGGGAAUGCUCUAACUACCUUGGAAGAAUCGGUUUUUCACUCAGUGGGGAACCUUGAAACACUGGUGCUAUAUGACAACCCUCUGGCAUGUGACUGUAGGCUUCUCUGGGUGUUCCGUCGGAGAUGGAGGCUCAAUUUCAACCGCCAGCAACCCACAUGCACCUCACCGGAGUUCGUCCAGGGAAAAGAGUUCAAAGAUUUCCCUGACAUCUUACAGCCUAAUUACUUCACAUGUCGCAAAUCAAGAAUCCGGGACCGCAAAGCACAGCAGAUGUAUGUGGAUGAAGGAACUACUGUGCAUUUUGCAUGCCAGGCAGAUGGCGAUCCAGCCCCGGUUAUCAUGUGGCUUUCUCCUCAAAAACAGUUCAUUACCCCCAAAACAAUAGGAAGACUCACCAUGUUCCCUGAUGGUACUUUAGAGGUGCGCUACGCUCAGAUCCAAGAUAAUGGGACGUAUGUAUGUAUUGCAAGUAAUGCAGGUGGAAAUGACAGUGCUCUUGCUCACCUUCAUGUCCACAGCUACUCUCCUGACUGGCCCAACCAGCUCAACAAGACCUUUGCUUUCAUUUCUAACCAGCCCAGCGACAGCGGAGCCAAUGGGACGAAAGCUACUGUUCCUUUCCCCUUCGACAUCAAGACUCUUAUCAUUGCCACCACUAUGGGAUUCAUCUCCUUCCUUGGUGUCGUAUUAUUCUGUUUAGUACUGCUGUUUCUGUGGAGCCGGGGUAAAGGUAACACCAAACACAACAUCGAGAUCGAGUAUGUACCACGUAAAUCAGAUGCAGGACUAAGCAGUGGUACUGCUGAUGCACCCCGCAAAUUUAAUAUGAAAAUGAUUUAAUCCAUGCAAGGAGUGUUAAAUACACAGUAAACACUAAAUGAGUACUUGUGAGUAAAAUAUCAAACUUAUCCUGAUUAACCAGUGGAUCCUGCAACUUUCUUAUAGAGGAAGUGUUUCUGAUGUUGUGUGUUUGAUGUUGAAAAUGGGAGGAGAAAACUACUGCAUUUCUCUGUGAUGACUUUUUCUGCUUGGCCUUCAGGGACCAUUUCGUGAAAGACAAUUUUCUUGUAAAACAUCCAACUGGAAUUUUAUGGGCAAAAAGGAAAAAGACUAACGAACCCUUCUCGAUGUCCGUGUGAACCGCCAAAACACAAAAGACCAUUGUCCUCCUUUGCUGUCCUUUUUGCCUGCAUUAUGUGUUACUGUAUGGUUUAUUUUUAACAUUCAAACUGAGAAUGUUUUAUCAUACAGAAGCAGCAGACAUUUUUGGGUUGAAAAGCACAUUAACGAGUUCAAUGCUAUGCUAAAUAUGUCAUUUGUUUCAGAGGAUCACUGCCACACUCCUUGAAUACUGUUGGUAUCCAAGUCAAACACUGCACUACAGAUCACAUUCAUCGUACAGAGCAUUUUUAAGACAAUAGUGUCUUGAAAACACCUUCUAGGUUCAGAGAAUUACAUUUUACUUUAAUUUUAAACUUUUUUUUAUUUACAUUUUUACUCAUGUGCAGAGACACAAGAAAACACAGCUACAGGUAUGUAUCUAGUUCGUUUUGAGAAUACAAAAUUAACGUUUUAAACCAUUGAUAAGUCUUACAACCUUUAGCCAAUUGAAAUUUUAAAUUUUAACACAACAUGGUUCCCAAGGAGGAUGCAUUCAUCUCUCACAUGAGUGCUUUCAGGACCUACAGCCUUUAAAGAUGCCAGAUGUGGUGGCAAAAGGUUUCAUUUUCAGCUCUGUAAGGUAAAAUCAAAACGUACAGAUUCAACACAGUACAAAGUAGGUAUUCAAUCAAUUCAACCUUUACGACUGAAGAUUUUUUUUUUAAGUGAUAUAUCAGUUUGAGUGAGCAAAAGUGUAUUAUGUUAAGUUCCUUAAUUUGAUGUAUUGGCAAAGUUCUUGCAGCAUUCUUGUACACCUCUUUAAUACUGUGUCACAGGCUAUAAAAACCAAUAUAUAAGGCUCCGAUACGCUAAUGGCUGCCAUGCAAAUUACAGAGAAGUGCAUGAAUUACAGGAUAGUAUACUGUACCUUACCUUUCCCCAACAGUUGGACAGGAUACCGAUAUAGAAAUAGUUUAUUCGCAGGGUACGUACAUGGGACAUUUCUAACACAUUCAUAAGCACUUCGAGCAUAAACCAUGAUAAAUUUUUAUGCCAAAAGUCAAAUAAAAACCUUUUUACUCUAAGGUAACAUCAGAUGAUUUAUGGGAUCGUAAAGGAAACCGAGAAGACUGAAACACAGCAUUCAUUUUUAAACACACAUUCUUGACAGUUAUAAAAGUCAUACGAACCCUAACAAUGCUUAGAGUACAUGUUACAAAUGAGAAUUUGAUUACCACUUUAAUUUAAGAAUAUGAAAAUCAUUCAUUUUGCUGCCAUAUGGGAAUCGGUAAGUCAGUGAAGUUACAGAGCCCCUAAGGGGACAUGGUAAUUGGAAAAAAAAUAGGAAGAUGGGAAAAAAAAAAUCAUGGCAGUGCUUUGCUGUUUACUUGGAAAAAUUUGGGUUCUCGUGCAAAACUUUUCCGUCCUGCCGUCAUCGAAUUUGUACAAACAGUGCUUCUAGUUUAAUUUCUUACUGGCUGCGGGACUAAGGUUAAGGAAAUCGCUCCUCCGAAAAGCAGGAUUAAUGUAGUCACAUAAGGGAGCAUUUAAUUGAGGACAGCUUUAAUGAUUUUUGGUAGACAGUGAUAGGCUUCUUUGAGAGGUUCUUUCUCAAUCUGCACACAAUUCAGUGUAAGUGAAAACACAGAAGCAGUAGAUAUUUAGCAGGUAAAUCUGUUUGUACUUACAGAUUUAAGAUAAAAGGCACUUUAACAAAAAGUCUUACGGCUGCCUUCUGUUCUGCUGAUUGCACUCUGUAGCUCAGCGCUAACCGAAUGCUAAUAGUUAGCUACUAGAUACCUAUUUGUUGUUGACUAGUAGCACUCAAAUAAUGCCUCAUGUUGACUAUUUAGACACUUAGCAGUGAGUUUAUUAAAAAAAAAAAAAAAGGCAAUAUAAUCUUAUCUAUGAUAGUUAUACAGUAAAGUCUUAACUAUGAGAAGUAACAGGAAAAGGUUUUUAUAACAUUAUGUUGUUUCAGUUUGUAUUAGAAAAGAACUUUCUGUGUUCGUUCUACAAUCACAGACAUGAUUUGUCAUGGUGGAAAGAAAUAUUUUACACUAUGACUAAUGCAUUCAUGUGGUCGCAGUCUCGAUGACUAGCUAUGCCGAUGACUGUGGAAUAUGUAAGUGACUAAGUAAACUCUGACAUGUCUGUGAUGAGCCGUAGCAUUUUUACUUCUCUUGGCGUCUCAUAGCCUUACUCAUCUUAAUUUGAUUGAAUCGAUUUACAAAAAUCUGCAGUAAUCGGUGAGACUACCAAAAAAAUACAGUUCUACUUGGACCAACACUGACAGUUUAGCUUCUGUCCAUCUUUGGUAAUAGUAGCUUACUGAAUUGUUUUCUAAGGCAUGGACUACAGGUAAAGAACAAAUACAUUAAAUAAAUCUUAUAAAUACGAUUUGCACUUUUAAAUAAAAGAUACAAAAGCCUAUAAAUCAUAGUAUUGUGGACAGUUUGCAAUCCGUGGCCUGUUCUAUGGAUAUUACAUGCAAGCGUUAAACUUUUCAUUGGGAACAACAGUGAUGGUACUGUAGUAUCUCAUAAUUCACUGUCUGGUGACAAAAUAAAUCAAACACAGAAUAGCAACAUUAAUGAAUGAGGGUCAUUAUGUUUGUUUGCACAUAGAAAUGAAGAAAUCAAUGCUUAUUCUGAGUAUGUAGUGUCGUGCAAAACGUUUAGCUAACCGAAUGUGGAACUAACAAAAUUCAAGGAGAUUUUAUUGUGUUACGGUUAUAUGAUUCAUUUACCCUUCGUUAUCUUUGACUAUGAUAUAACCAGCAGGUCUUACAAAAGUUGGUAUAUAUGCUAUGUUAGAGCUUGAAGUUCCAGAUAGAGACCAGUUCUAUUUUGGCAAAUGCUAAUGCCAUUUUAUUUUACGUUUACCGAAACUUUAAGUCUCCUGGUUACUAUUUUUGGAUUAAAAUCUCUACAAUUUCAUCAUUGCAGCAGGUAAGUUACUGAAUGAGUGUGUAUCGGUAAGCAUUAGGUUUAUAAAAGUUAAUGUGCUUGACAACCCUGAUGUUCAUGUUGCCUGUAAUUACUUGUCUUAUAAUCCAAAACUGACUGAUUGGUUUAAAAAAAAAAAAAAGUUUAGAGUUAAAUUGAUCACUAUUUGAAUAAAUAUGUCCAAAAUAGUCCCAAACAAGUUUUUUUUCAUAUGACUUGUAAAAAUGAAAUCCUGUUCCUUGAUAAUAUGAGUUGCACAAUAAUUUAAAGAGCGGAUGAUGAAAUGAUACUGAUUGUGAUUUUGGCUUUGCAGAAGCGUAUUUGUGUGUGAUGUUCUUACCUUAGUGAAAGUCUGUAAUGUGGUUGUCGGAGCUUUGUGGAUGUGAGGGGGAUAAAGCAGGAUAGAGUGUCGGUUUAUAGACCAAGUGGGUUAAAUGCCAGAGCAAUUAUUUUGUUGCUCUCAUGCUGAUGGAAUGCAUGGACGAUAGAGGAGCACAGAUGGUUCCGCUUGCCAAAUUUAAAAGAAAAUUCUAUUCGCAUCCAGGAAUGAGAUGCUCACACACCUUACCAUGCCAUUUGUUAAUGCUUUUUUUUUUGUUUCAAACCUCCCAACCUACUGUGCUCAUCUUGUGCAAACUCCCCUACAGAAAAUACCAAGAAAAUGCUGUUUACUCAUUUCUUUCUACCUACAUACCAAGAUGUUAAAUAAUGUGGUCCAAAACAUGCUUUUAUAUUGGGGUAAAAAAUUAAAUAUGAAAAAUAUGUUCAGAUUGUUUUGUGCAAUAAAAGGUAAUAUGCAGUU